AUGUCGCUGGUCAAACGGUUGUCCCCUGCCGAGCGGGCGCCGAGCGGCACGGACCGCAGCGACAGCCCACUCCUCAAGAUACCGGGCAGCCCCUCGGGGCCACAGAUGUUAAACUGUGAUGAAGUUCCCUCGUGGUAUGCCCAGAACCCAUACAUACGCACAGGUUAUAGGCCAGUGACACCGUCGAUUCCUCGGUGUCUGAGCAGCCUACGGUACCUUCACAACGAAACUGUGAAUGUCUACUCCCACCUCAUUCCGGCCACCAUAGCUUUUCUGGGCAACGGGCUUCUCUAUGGUUAUUUCAAGACAUCUUUUCCGGACGCUACCUGGACCGAUCAGCUUGUUUUCCAUAUCUACUUGACAACUUCAGUUCUUUGCUUUGGUAUCUCAUCUGCAUACCAUACCCUUCUUUGUCAUUCGGCCCAUUUCAGUGAUGUAUGGGUCGCUUGGAUUAUGUCGCUAUUGUAUUCCAGAUUCUUGGUUCGCUUAUCUCGGGGAUAUACAUUGGAUUCUACUGCGAGCCACACCUACAAAAGCUUUAUUGGUCAAUGGUCCACACAUUUCCCCGAGUCGUGGAAACCCGGAAGCUUUGACAUUUGGGGGUCAUCUCACCAGGUAUUCCACAUCUCCGUGGUAAUUUGUGCGACUGUUCAUUUGUAUGGGAUCUUGCUUGCUUUUCAGUGGAAUAAUGAAAAUCAGCGAUGCAAGACUGGUUGA
This is a messenger RNA of Penicillium egyptiacum, 717 nucleotides long. Lineage: Eukaryota; Fungi; Ascomycota; Eurotiomycetes; Eurotiales; Aspergillaceae. The record is from the annotation of a GenBank genome assembly.